Molecule: messenger RNA, 3323 nt
Organism: Pongo pygmaeus (Bornean orangutan)
Lineage: Eukaryota; Metazoa; Chordata; Mammalia; Primates; Hominidae
Gene: JUP
Product: junction plakoglobin
Exons: 16
Coding region: 248-2485 (745 amino acids)
Biological process (GO): cell adhesion
Molecular function (GO): cadherin binding
Source: RefSeq, a predicted model, not a curated record
GGCCCCACCUGCCGAGCAGGUGAGCGCACGGAGUCCAGAGGCCCUGCCCUCCAGCUCCCAGAGCCUCGUCGAUACUACCUGCGGCGCCUCCCUCCACGCCGAUGGGAGCCUGGCUCUGGCUUCUUCAGCGGAGGUGCGCCUAAACCUCUGCAGAGAGAGAGAGGGGUUCCUGACGGCAGUGACCACCCACAGGCCUGCCCCACCCCAGAUCCCUAGCCUGGGCUCGAGGAGACCAGGAGUAGCCACGAUGGAGGUGAUGAACCUGAUGGAGCAGCCUAUCAAGGUGACUGAGUGGCAGCAGACAUACACCUACGACUCCGGUAUCCACUCGGGCGCCAACACCUGCGUGCCCUCCGUCAGCAGCAAGGGCAUCAUGGAGGAGGAUGAGGCCUGUGGCCGCCAAUACACGCUCAAGAAAACCACCACCUACACCCAGGGGGUGCCCCCCAGCCAAGGUGACCUGGAGUACCAGAUGUCCACAACAGCCAGGGCCAAACGGGUGCGGGAGGCCAUGUGCCCUGGUGUGUCAGGCGAGGACAGCUCGCUCCUGCUGGCCACCCAGGUGGAGGGGCAGGCCACCAACCUGCAGCGACUGGCCGAGCCGUCCCAGCUGCUCAAGUCGGCCAUCGUGCAUCUCAUCAACUACCAGGAUGAUGCCGAGCUGGCCACUCGCGCCUUGCCCGAGCUCACCAAACUGCUCAACGAUGAGGACCCGGUGGUGGUGACCAAGGCGGCCAUGAUUGUGAACCAGCUGUCGAAGAAGGAGGCAUCGCGGCGGGCCCUGAUGGGCUCGCCCCAGCUGGUGGCCGCUGUCGUGCGCACCAUGCAGAAUACCAGCGACUUGGACACGGCCCGCUGCACCACCAGCAUCCUGCACAACCUCUCCCACCACCGGGAGGGGCUGCUCGCCAUCUUCAAGUCGGGCGGCAUCCCUGCUCUGGUCCGCAUGCUCAGUUCCCCUGUGGAGUCGGUCCUGUUCUAUGCCAUCACCACGCUGCACAACCUGCUCCUGUACCAGGAGGGCGCCAAGAUGGCCGUGCGCCUGGCCGACGGGCUGCAAAAGAUGGUGCCCCUGCUCAACAAGAACAACCCCAAGUUCCUGGCCAUCACCACCGAUUGCCUGCAGCUCCUGGCCUACGGCAACCAGGAGAGCAAGCUGAUCAUCCUGGCCAAUGGUGGGCCCCAGGCCCUCGUGCAGAUCAUGCGUAACUACAGUUAUGAGAAGCUGCUCUGGACCACCAGUCGUGUGCUCAAGGUGCUGUCCGUGUGUCCCAGCAAUAAGCCUGCCAUCGUGGAGGCUGGUGGGAUGCAGGCCCUGGGCAAGCACCUGACCAGCAACAGCCCCCGCCUGGUGCAGAACUGCCUGUGGACCCUGCGCAACCUCUCGGACGUGGCCACCAAGCAGGAGGGCCUGGAGAGCGUACUGAAGAUUCUGGUGAACCAGCUGAGCGUGGAUGACGUCAAUGUCCUCACCUGUGCCACGGGCACACUCUCCAACCUGACAUGCAACAACAGCAAGAACAAGACGCUGGUGACACAGAACAGCGGUGUGGAGGCUCUCAUCCAUGCCAUCCUGCGUGCUGGUGACAAGGACGACAUCACGGAGCCUGCCGUCUGCGCCCUGCGCCACCUCACUAGCCGCCACCCUGAGGCCGAGAUGGCCCAGAACUCUGUGCGUCUCAACUAUGGCAUCCCGGCCAUCGUGAAGCUGCUCAACCAGCCCAACCAGUGGCCACUGGUCAAGGCAACCAUUGGCUUGAUAAGGAAUCUGGCCCUGUGCCCAGCCAACCAUGCCCCACUGCAGGAGGCAGCGGUCAUCCCCCGCCUUGUCCAACUGCUGGUCAAGGCCCACCAGGAUGCCCAGCGCCACGUAGCUGCAGGCACACAGCAGCCCUACACGGAUGGUGUGAGGAUGGAGGAGAUUGUGGAGGGCUGCACCGGAGCCCUGCACAUCCUCGCCCGGGACCCCAUGAACCGCAUGGAGAUCUUCCGGCUCAACACCAUUCCUCUGUUUGUGCAGCUCCUGUACUCGUCGGUGGAGAACAUCCAGCGCGUGGCUGCCGGGGUGCUGUGUGAGCUGGCCCAGGACAAGGAGGCGGCCGACGCCAUUGAUGCAGAGGGGGCCUCGGCCCCACUCAUGGAGUUGCUGCACUCCCGCAACGAGGGCACUGCCACCUACGCUGCUGCCGUCCUGUUCCGCAUCUCCGAGGACAAGAACCCAGACUACCGGAAGCGCGUGUCCGUGGAGCUCACCAAUUCCCUCUUCAAGCAUGACCCGGCUGCCUGGGAGGCUGCCCAGAGCAUGAUUCCCAUCAAUGAGCCCUACGGAGAUGACAUGGAUGCCACCUACCGCCCCAUGUACUCCAGCGAUGUGCCCCUUGACCCGCUGGAGAUGCACAUGGACAUGGACGGAGACUACCCCAUUGACACCUACAGCGACGGCCUCAGGCCCCCGUACCCCACUGCAGACCACAUGCUGGCCUAGGCAGCCCGGCCCCAGUGCGGUUCCUCAUCUGAGAGGUUCUCCGUGCAGGCGACGGGGCAAGACAGAAAAGUGCCUGAGCUGGGGAAGCCGGGGCGCGACUUCCUGCUGCACCCUGCGCCUCCAGAGGUCCUCCGUAGGGUCUUUCUUGGGAUAGUGUUCUGCUCCUGCUUUUCUGUCCUGGGCAUGGGUCCAGGGCCUGACACCCCCUCCCCGCCCCUGUGGCCCUGGCCACUAAAGCUUCAGACUCAAGCACCCAUUCUGUUUUCCCCCAGCAAUGCCCCCCAAAACCUCCAGCCUACCUGUCUCCAGCUGCCUGGGCCCGGAAGGGCUUUGGUUCCUUCUCUGGGUCUGAUUUUCUCACUGAACUCCACCAACCAACUGCCCUAAGCCCCCAGGGUCUCCAGGGCCCAGGUUCAAGACCCAAAUCCCCAAAAUCCAAAGCUUCUCUUGAAAAGUUCAGGGACCGUCCAGGGGAGAUGGGGAGGAGAUAUGGAGUGAGUCACCCGCUCCAGAAGACGCCGGCUUCUCUCUCCAGGGUGCUUAGUUGGCUUUGCCCACCCCUCACUCCCCAGGGAGCUCUGGGGACAGCUCCCUCACACCCCUGUCCCACCCACACAGCUGCCCUAGCUGACCCCGAGAAGUGCUCUUGGCUGACCCCUCUGGUGUGUGGUGAGGGGCUUUCUCUUCCCCUUCCUGUUUCAGACCCCCCCAUCUCCCACACAUGGUGUGGGGGACUGGGGGAGGUUCCAGCAGAGUGUUUUAUUAUUAUUGCUUUAUGUUUUUGGUUAUUGGUUUUUUUGUAUAGACCAAAGCAAAGAAAAUAAAAAUAACACAGAUG